AGUAAACACUGGAGCCCACGAUGGAAACGAUGAUGUUGAGCAUGGAGGUGCAGGUGGACGUGAGCUGCUGUAAAUCAGUAGGAACUGAUCUGUCCAUGCUGGAUAUUGAGGAUUUCAUCAGUCAAAUCUGUCAGCUGAAGAAAGAGGUGGCGUCGCUGGAGGCCAAGCUGAGAGAAAGAGGAGAGAAACUCCAGCCAGAGCGGCAGGAUUCGCUGUGCGGCGUCAGAGCUCAGAGAUCCAGAGACACGCAGAACUCAGAGCUCAGCCUGACUUUACUCUGUUAUACUGACGCUCAGGAUCAUCAGAGCUCUGAGCCAGACGCUGGAGAACAGCAGACCACACUGAAGAUGUGCUCUGUCAGACUGGAGGACUGCAGGAAGCUGAUCCAGAGAACUGAAAACACCACAGAAGAAGAUCAGAGAGACCAGGAGGAGGAGGAGGAGGAGGAUGAUGAUGAUGAUGAUGGUGGUGAUGAUGAUGAAAAUGGAAAGGAUGAUAAGGAAAAUGAUGAUGAUGAUGAUGAAUUUAUUCCUGCAGAUGACAACAUUGGAUCGUCUGAUAAAGAAUUGCCUUUAUCUUUAAAAGGUAAGCGGAAGACCAAGAAGAGUUUCUCCUGCACCUCCUGUGGAAAAACAUACACCUGUCAAAGUUAUUUCUUGAUUCAUGUAAAAAAACACUCAGACCCGAAGGUCUUCACCUGCUGGAGAUGUCGUAAGUGCUUUCCAACAUUACAGGAGAGAAAACUUCACCUGAAAGAGCAUCUGGCAGAAAAGGAGUUCCACUGUGAACAGUGCGGGAAGAACUUUUCAUUGUCUAAAGAACUAAAAGUUCACAUGAAGAGACACAGCGGUGAACUGCGUGUGCAGUGUGACGUAUGCAACAAAUCAUUCAGCACCAAAGCAAACCUGGAGGUUCAUAAGAGAAUCCACACGGGCGAGCGGCCGUAUAAAUGCCCUCACUGCAAGAAGAGUUUUAAUUACAAAUCCUACAUGAAGAACCACAUCCGCAUUCACACCAACGAGAGGCCGUACCAGUGCAGCGAGUGCGGAAAAACCUUCACAACAAACAACUCUCUAAACUCUCAUCUAAAAUUCCACUCUGAGGAAAAACCGCAUCAGUGCAAAUACUGCGACAAGCGAUUCCGCACGAAAGCAAGUCUGAAUGUCCAUGAGAGAACUCACACCGGAGAGAAGCCGUACCUGUGCGCCGAAUGCGGGAAGAGGGUUAAAACUUGUACUGCGCUGGUUUAUCACCAGCGAACCCACACUGGAGAAAAACCGUGCCUGUGCAACAUCUGUGGGCGGAGUUUCAGUAAACCAGCCAUCUUAGUAAACCACAUGAGGACUCACACUGGAGAAAGACCCUAUAAGUGUUCAUACUGCGACAAGACGUUUGCACGAUCUGGCGUGCUGAAGACCCACGAGAGGGUUCAUACCGGAGAGAAACCGUACCGCUGCUCCAUCUGCGAAGAGAGGUUUGCAUAUUUAGGAAGUUUUCUGAGCCACCAGAAGAAACAUGGAGCAGAACUAGUGGAUGCGCAGAUCAGCGCAUGAUGGAGAAUUGACGACUGAGUGUUUCUGACAGCGUUUCUCAAUCCUAGUCCUCAAUCUCCACUGCUCUGCGUAUUUUGAUAUUUGGAAAAGAAGUUAAAAUUGUGCACUGCUAGCUAUUGACUUCCAUAGUACGUUGUCAUCAAAACAGUGCUGAUGUGAAAGAUGCUGCAAAACACAUGAGCGUAAUGGUCAUGUCCAUUAACUGCGUGUCUACCUAGAGAAACAAUGAAAAAGUAGCUCACUAGAAUGGACAAACCUGUUCUUUGCGAUAUUAUAUUACCAUAUUAAAAUACACCUUUAAAAAUGUA
Messenger RNA from Danio rerio (zebrafish), 1861 nucleotides. RefSeq names its product zgc:174890. The record is from RefSeq and is marked validated. Gene Ontology annotation, cellular component: nucleus. Lineage: Eukaryota; Metazoa; Chordata; Actinopteri; Cypriniformes; Danionidae.